This is a messenger RNA of Prosopis cineraria, 2502 nucleotides long. Its product is annotated as transcription factor MYB3R-3-like. Gene Ontology annotation, cellular component: nucleus. Gene Ontology annotation, biological process: regulation of DNA-templated transcription. The transcript has 9 exons. Bases 406 to 2097 code for a protein of 563 amino acids. Lineage: Eukaryota; Viridiplantae; Streptophyta; Magnoliopsida; Fabales; Fabaceae. The record is from RefSeq and is a predicted model, not a curated record. Gene Ontology annotation, molecular function: DNA-binding transcription factor activity, RNA polymerase II-specific; RNA polymerase II cis-regulatory region sequence-specific DNA binding.
UUCAACGGGCGAGGUCUUUUCGAAACCAUAGCUCGCUUUGUUUCCCAGGGAGGUAUAUUUGGGCUUGGAUUUUUGGCUCCCUUUUUAUGACAUUCACUUUCAUUCCCGCCACUUAUCCCCAGGCAGAGGUACUUCACUAUUGGAAAUUUGCUAUCUUUUCUCGAUUUUGUUGUUUAUUGCUCGCCAAAUCCAGCUCGCUUUCUUCUCAUUUCCACCUCUGUAUUCGAUCGAGUCUUCACGGUUUUCUCGACCUCGAGCAAGUUUGGCUGGUGAUUUGUUCCCUGCCCAUAUGGACCCCGGUGUUUGUUUGUUUUCGGUGAGAACCCACGGAUUCAGUGCUUCAAGCCAGGGGGAUUAUUGGCGUUUUCUUCUGAUUUUGGGUUUUGGAGAUGGUUAUAGCAAGAUAUGGCUGAAUUGAAAUCAGAGGAGUGUUGUCUAGAGAACAAGCAAUCUACUGCUGCGUCUACCUCCUCUAUCUCUGAAGGCAGUGCCAGUGUUGUACACAAGUCCCCUGGGAGAUAUAGCCCCGCAUCAACAUCACCUUCCCAUCGGAGGACCACUGGCCCCAUCAGGCGUGCAAAGGGCGGCUGGACAGCCCAGGAGGAUGAGACAUUGAGGAAUGCUGUUGCAGCUUUCAAGGGCAAGAGUUGGAAGAAAAUAGCUGAAUAUUUUCCUGAUAGAUCAGAAGUGCAAUGUCUGCACAGAUGGCAAAAGGUUCUUAAUCCUGAGCUUGUUAAAGGCCCUUGGACUCCUGAGGAGGAUGACAAAAUUGUUGAACUGGUAUCAAAAUAUGGGCCAGCAAAAUGGUCUAUGAUAGCAAAAUCUUUGCCUGGUCGCAUUGGGAAACAGUGUCGAGAGCGAUGGCACAAUCAUCUUAAUCCUGAAAUAAAGAAGGAUGCCUGGACUUUGGAGGAAGAACUGGCCCUCAUGAAUGCUCAUCACAUGCAUGGGAACAAAUGGGCUGAAAUUGCUAAAGUUUUGCCUGGAAGGACUGAUAAUGCAAUAAAGAACCACUGGAAUAGUUCAUUGAAGAAAAAAUUAGAAUUUUAUUUAGCUACAGGAAAUCUUCCACCAAUCCAAAAGAACAGUGCUCAAGGUGGUGUGAAAGAUACAAUAAGACGCUCUUCUAGUAAAACAGUACAUGUAUGCUCAAAUAAAGUAUCAGAUACUGCCGCUGAGACAUCAUCAGAAAAUACAGAGAACACUAAAGAUGGCGGUGGAAAGAAUCAACUAGAGUCCUUGGCAACUGUGAGAGAGUUUGAUAAUUCUCUGAACGUUCCUGCAAAUGAAGGUGCUGAUUCUGACUUUGGAGAGUGGAGGCUCAGAUCAUCCAAUAUAGAUCUUGGCUGCAGCAACUCAGAACCAGUGUCAAGGGAUAAUUUUGGAUUGACCAGCGACCUAAAAUUUGAUAACACUGGACUAAAUGGCAAGCAUAAAGUUGGGAAUUGUGUGAAUAAUGGCGAAAUGAGAAGUAGCAGGCUAGUUGGUACAUCUUUUUCACAGGAUAUUCCAUCCUCUGGUUCUUUGUAUUAUGAGCCUCCAUUGUUGGAGAGCUCAGUUCCUUUAGAUUCCCUUUAUUUAAGUAUGUAUUGCCUGCAGAACGAGUACAAUGCUACUCAAGUAAUGUCACCUGUCGGUUUCUUCACCCCACCUUGUGUGAAGGGCAGUGAAUUAUGCACAGAGACUCCUGAAUCAAUAUUGAAAAUGGCUGCUAAAACUUUCCCAUAUACUCCUUCCAUAUUGAGGAAGAGAAAGAAUGGAGUCCAAGCACAUGUAACUCCUUGUAAAGUUGUGAAAGUGGAUGGUGGAUUUCAUACUUCUAAUGAACAGGAGGAAACCAAGAAUAAUUCUGGUUCUGGGUAUGGAGAGCUCUUUCAGAGUCCAGCAAGGGAUGACAUCCUCAAUAACAUGGCUUUCAAUGCUUCUCCCCCUUACUGGUUAAGAUUCAAGCGAAAAGCUUUUGUCAAGUCUGUGGAGAAACAACUUGAGUUUGCUUUUGAUAAAGAGAAGCAUGAUAGCAACAAAAUGGAAAAAUCUGCUAGGAGCACUGCAAUGGCUGGAGAUUGCUUACCUGAUACAAAAGUGGCAGUGACCUAGUGCAUUAAUUUAAGAUGUCAUCAGAUAUGAUUCUUCAUGCAGGGAUCAAAGCUGGAACCUGGAAGAAUCUUGUCAAAGGAGAUCUUGCCAAUUUUGAAAAGCUAAUAUAGAAGAAUACAUGAAUCACUGUGACUUGCUAAUCCACGCGAAAGUUGGUUUGCAGGUGCACUCAAUAACUAGCCCGUGAGCAGAAUUAAGGAGCAGUAGGCGUCUGAUAUAUGCACAAUAAUAAAUUUUUAUAGGUUCCAUAAAGUUGUGGAUAUAUAUGUAGCAUAUUGACAGUACCAGAUUUGUACAGCAAGCCCCAUCUUAGAAAGAGGAAAUGUUUUGAAAUUUUUAUGAAGUCCGUCCUUUUUUGGGCCUUUCCUGUUAACUUGGCUCAUAGUGGAAUGAUUUUUUUCUUUA